Colletotrichum godetiae is the source of this 999-nucleotide messenger RNA. Its product is annotated as ATP synthase subunit 4. The record is from RefSeq and is a predicted model, not a curated record. Bases 53 to 787 code for a protein of 244 amino acids. Gene Ontology annotation, molecular function: proton-transporting ATP synthase activity, rotational mechanism. The transcript is spliced from 4 exons. NCBI's taxonomy places the organism in Eukaryota, Fungi, Ascomycota, Sordariomycetes, Glomerellales, Glomerellaceae. Gene Ontology annotation, biological process: proton motive force-driven ATP synthesis.
CUCCGAAUGACCUCAAACCCAUAAUACCCGCAACCCCCCCAAUCAUCACACAAUGGCGUCCCGCUUGGCUCGAAGCGCUGUCGGCGCGAACCUCCUCAGGCCGACCCUGGCCCGCCGCACUCUGCCCGCCAUCUCGGCCUCGAUCGCCGGCGCCCGCAACGCCUCCAACGUCCCCGCCGAGGAUCCCAAGAAGAAGGCCCAGUCCAUCGUCGACGCCCUCCCCGGCAACUCGCUCCUCUCCAAGACCGCCAUCCUCUCCUCGUCCGCCGCCCUCAGCGUCUACGCCAUCAGCAACGAGUACUAUGUCGUCAACGAGGAGACCGUCGUCGCCUUCUGCCUGCUCGCCGUCUGGGGCGGUCUGAUCAAGUACGGAGGCCCGAUGUACAGCGAGUGGGCCCAGGGCCAGGCCGACAAGAUCAAGGGCAUCCUCAACUCCGCCCGUGCCGAUCACACCCAGGCCGUCAAGGGACGCAUUGAGGACGUCCAGCAGAUGUCCGGCGUCGUUGACAUCACCAAGUCCCUCUUCGCCGUUUCCAAGGAGACUGCCGAGCUCGAGGCCAAGGCCUACGAGCAGCAGCAGAAGACCGCCCUGGCUGCCGAGGCCAAGGCCGUCCUCGACUCCUGGGUCCGCUACGAGGGCCAGGUCAAGGCUCGUCAGCAGAAGGAGCUCGCCGAGAGCAUCAUCGCCAAGGUCACCAAGGAGCUUGAGAACCCCAAGGUCCUCCAGCAGAUCCUCCAGCAGAGCAUUGCUGAUGUCGAGAAGAUCUUCUCCUCCAAGGCCCAAUAGAUUCCCCCCAACCCUUACUAGAGUCUGAGCGAGAAGCUUUCCUUUGUCCAAGGGGUCCUGUUCCCCUUGCGUGUCAAUAAACACCCUGUGCAUUAGCCAAAUUCAAAGAACUUGAGAGAAGAAAACGAAACUGGACCACCGCCCAAUAUGUUGCGUAAGUGUUUAAUUAGGAAAAGGCUUACUUUACUCGACAAUUGAUUCACGAUCUUCAA